Messenger RNA from Alosa alosa (allis shad), 915 nucleotides. RefSeq lists its product as uncharacterized. Lineage: Eukaryota; Metazoa; Chordata; Actinopteri; Clupeiformes; Clupeidae. Gene Ontology annotation, cellular component: nucleus. Gene Ontology annotation, biological process: regulation of transcription by RNA polymerase II; heart morphogenesis; somite rostral/caudal axis specification. The record is from RefSeq and is a predicted model, not a curated record. The transcript has 2 exons. Bases 1 to 915 code for a protein of 304 amino acids. Gene Ontology annotation, molecular function: protein dimerization activity; RNA polymerase II cis-regulatory region sequence-specific DNA binding; DNA-binding transcription factor activity, RNA polymerase II-specific.
AUGGACGCCUCAACAGCGGAGCUCAGCCACACCAGAGCGGAGGUCACCUCUCCCCUCUUCGGGGCCUUCGGUAGCAGUGGCGGAGGGAGUUGGAGCUUACCCAGGUCGGACUCGUGGAACUACCUGCCCCUGGAAGGGGACCCCUGGAGCUACUCGGCCUCAGACCCCGAGUUCUCCAACGUGUCCUCCCCUGAGACCAUCUCUCCAUCCUCCGUCAUGGACUUUUUUUCGCCUCCUGGGUCGGCCACGGCUGCCCACUCAGCGCAGUCGCCCUCCCCAUCCCCAGUGACCACGUCCUCCUCGUCCUGUGAGGAGAGCGGCUGCUCCGGCAACGGCGCUGGCCAAAGGAGCAAACGGAAGCUGCGGUCGCGGAACCCGAGCCGUCAGCGUCAGAGUGCCAGCGAGAAGGAGAAGCUGCGCAUGAGGGACCUGACCAAAGCGCUGCAUCACCUCCGCACCUAUCUGCCGCCCUCCGUGGCCCCGGCCGGACAGACCCUCACCAAGAUCCAGACGCUGCGCCUCGCCAUCCGCUAUAUCGCUCACCUGUCCGCACAGCUGGGGACCAGAGAGGAGCUGCGGUCGCAGUCCACAGGGGAGAGAGACUCUCUCUUCGCACCCCAGACGUGCUUCCCAGAGCAGGAGGGGCGCAUGUUCACAGGACAGUGCUGGGGUCCCCUCACACAGUCCUCUGGAGGAACGGAGACGAAGCAGGGGCUUUGGCAGAGAAGCCUCGAGUUGUCUGCAUGCCACGAGCCACACAGCUCCCCCUACGGCUCCGCAUAUGAAGACCUGUUCAACUCCAGCAUUGACUCUCUGCUGCAGUCACCAGUGUACACAACAGAGACAAGGCAAUCAUACCAGGAAUACGGCAAAGAUAUGACAUUUCACAGUGUCGCUCCCGAGUGCUGGAUUUAG